Vitis riparia (riverbank grape) is the source of this 2331-nucleotide messenger RNA. Its product is annotated as DNAJ protein JJJ1 homolog. The record is from RefSeq and is a predicted model, not a curated record. Lineage: Eukaryota; Viridiplantae; Streptophyta; Magnoliopsida; Vitales; Vitaceae. The transcript is spliced from 3 exons. Gene Ontology annotation, molecular function: nucleic acid binding; zinc ion binding. The coding region runs from base 45 to 1832 and encodes 595 amino acids.
AUUCAUGUCUCAAAUUCAAAGAGUCUCAGAAAAAACCCUAGACCAUGGCGUCGGAGGGACGAUGCCUGUACGAGGUUCUCGGCCUCACAACCGACGCCACGGCAGAUGAAAUACGGUCGGCGUACAAGAAGCUGGCUCUCCAGCGCCAUCCGGAUAAGCUGGUUCACUCCGGCCUCAGCAAAGCCGACGCCACCGCUCAGUUCCAAGAGCUCCUUAACGCCUACGAAGUCCUCUCCAAUCCCGAGGAACGCGCUUGGUACGAUUCCCACCGAUCUCAAAUCCUCUUCUCUAACCCCACCUCUUCCAACGGCUCCGUCCCCAAUCUCUUCUCCUUCUUCUCCAAUUCCGUGUAUUCUGGGUACGACGAUACGCGCAAGGGAUUCUAUAAGGUUUAUUCGGAGGUUUUUGACAAAAUCUACGCUACUGAAGUCAAUUUCGCGAAAAAAUUAGGGUUAGGGUCUAUUAAGGAGGCUCCAAUGAUGGGGAAUUUGGAGAGUCCGUAUUCGCAGGUGACUGCAUUUUAUGGAUAUUGGAUAGGGUUUUCUACAGUGAUGGAUUUUGCGUGGGUUGAUGAGUACGAUGUUAGGGCGGGGCCGAAUCGAAAGUCUAGGAGGUUGAUGGAGGAGGAGAACCGGAAGCUGAGGAAGAAGGCCAAGAGGGAGUACAACGAGACGGUUCGGGGGCUGGCGAAGUUCGUGAAGAGGAGGGACAAGAGGGUAAUUGAUAUGCAGGUGAAGAAGAGUUUGGAGGAGGAAAAAAGGAAGGAGGAGGAAAAGACGAGGAAGUGGGAGGAAUUUGAGAGGGGAAGGAUGGAGAGGGCGAGGGCGAAAGUGGAGCCGGAGUGGGUCAGGGCUGUGGAGGAUGAUGGGAAUGAUGAUGAUUGGGAAUUUGAGGAUGCAGGUGGUGGGAGGAAGGAGGAGGAGGAAUUUUAUUGUGUGCUUUGUAGAAAGAAGUUCAAGAGUGAGAAGCAGUGGAAGAAUCAUGAGAAGUCAAAGAAGCACAAGGAGUGGGUGGCGGAGUUUAGGGAGUCAGUUAAGGAAGAAGAUGAAAGGUAUGGAGAUGCUGAAGCAGGGAUUCAUGGCAACGGGGAUCAAAGUGAGGUGGAGUUGCAGGAGCAGUUUGAGGAUGGUUUGGAGUUGGAGGAAGAGGAGAUUGAAGAUGGGGCUCAAAUUGAAUCCAGUAACGAGGAAGAGUUUGUUGUUGGCGAUGUUAGUCAUAGUGGUAAUGGUACAAAUGCGGAGUUGGGGUCUGAUGAUGAAAUGAGUGUGCUUGAAGCAAUGGUGUCGGGCCAUAAGAAUAGGAAAAAUGGGAAAACUGCUGUUGCUUCAGUGCUGGAGCCGGAGUCUUCUGUUACUGAAGCUCCUGUUGACAUUAACAAUGAUGAGAUGGACUUUAUGGAAUAUGAUAACCGAAAGAGCUCGCGGAGGAGGAGAGGCAAGAAAGACAGGGGUAAGAGAUCUAAUGGGGAGGCAAUGAAGCCUGACAGUAGUACUGGAGACAAGGGUGGUCAGGAUGAACAAAAUAGUGGCUCUGAUGCUUCACAUAUCCAGGAUUCUUCAACUUAUUCUGUUGCAGAAAAUGAAACUGAUGGUAAGGAGGAUCAUCAUGCAGAAACAAAUAAGAUUCCAAAGCAACCUGUCAAUAGAAAAGCUACCUCCAAGGGUGAGAUAGAUACGAAACCGAAGGAAUCAAACAAAGUGAGGAAAGCAAAGGUUGCACAAAGAAAGGCACUGGGCAACACAUGUGAGACAUGUGGAGAAGACUUUGAGUCAAGGAAUAAACUACAUCAGCAUUUAGGUGACACGGGUCACGCCAUGCUGAGAGCUCGGUGAAUUCACAAAUUCUCAGUCCAUUGAUUGGCUUCCAGGAACUGGUCCGCCUUGAUUUUUUUCCUCCCCCCAAAAUAUUAAAUUGUUUUUCUUUGUUAUCAAGUCAAAACAUGGAAAGGUGCCUCCACUUGAGAAAGUAUAGGAAUUUUAAACAGUGAAUUAAUUGUGCAUGUGUGCUUAUUUUCUGACCUAUGGAAUCUCAGGAUUUUUAAUCCUGGAGCAAGAUGGCGUUGGUUAAAAGUUACAAAACUUGUGGUGUUGAGUUCUGAUAGGCGGAGAAGGAAGGAUCAAUUAAGCAACAAGAGGUUGAAAAUUUUGAGUAAGAAAUUAAGGAUGUGGUUAUCGGCUUCUGUAAUGGAUUUUUGGGGCAUGCUAACAAUAUUUAUGAUUUUAACUUCAUUUCAAAAGCAUCAUGAUAGCAUUUGCCACAAACACGAUCUUCACCCCCAUAUUUUUAUGUAUUUACCUUUUGGCAAGUUUAUCUAAUUUGUAUUUGUGAUAU